Aspergillus alliaceus is the source of this 1432-nucleotide messenger RNA. RefSeq lists its product as uncharacterized. NCBI's taxonomy places the organism in Eukaryota, Fungi, Ascomycota, Eurotiomycetes, Eurotiales, Aspergillaceae. The record is from RefSeq and is a predicted model, not a curated record. The transcript is spliced from 2 exons. The coding region runs from base 639 to 1109 and encodes 156 amino acids.
GAUCAUCAGAAUGUCAUCCACGCGGAAUUGGCCGAUCUUCACUUUAGCAAAGACCCUUAGAGUGACAAUCACUGCCGCAAUGACCAUUGCGGCCCAGAUCCCUUUCUCCAAGGCUGGGCCGUCAUCUGGCUCCCGUUGAGCCAUGUUGUGUGCCCCAGACCUGCCCUGGAAGAUGAAAGAGCGUUACAAGUGUAUCUAUUGACAGUGCUCAAGUGGAGGAAAGCAUGGUCGACAACUGCAUCAAGCUGGUCUUGACCUUUGCCUAAUAGUUGGAAAUAGCAACUAUAAUAAUUAUGACAUUUUAGAGUUUGGAGAAGAGGUCGAAAACGGACACAGACUUCUGGCUAAAUUGAGAGCAAGCGAGAUGAAAUCCAAGGUUAUCCCCGCACCUCCCAUGGUUCCGGCUUUUCUUAUGACGAAGAGGAGGUUUUGACAAAUAGAACUGCCGGCAUCGGGUCGAAAGAGCAACCAGGAAACCAGCUGUGGCUGGUUGAACGGAUCUUUGGACUUGCUGCUCAACUUUAGGGUUCCUGCAUGGAAGCCAUCCGGAAGCUGAGGAUUGAGCAAGUCACUCUGAACCAAAUCAUGGCGUGGGCCUUCUAUUGAACCGGAGGGUGUGCUCCACUGCAGAAGUCUUCAUGAUUCACGCUUCGGCUGUUGUUCGCGUGGUGAACCGUGAGCAGCAGACGUUUUAUACAGAUCCAUCGACGUUGCCAGUCAGAAGUGGAACUGAAAGGCUGCCAAAAUUUCACUUCAAUGUCAAUCCAGCCGAUCACAGGACUAGAUAUCGUCGAUCAUACCCUGAUCGUACUCAUUUUUGGACUACACAACGGCCUCUCGCCACCGGAACAACGGAGAUUAGGCACUUCGAUCCAGGAUCCGCCCGUUGUUCCAAGCCCUUGCUCAGACCAAGCAUUGAGCCAUUAGGGGGUCUAGGGCACCAUUUAGGGUGCCAAGGACAGGAACACGAGAGAGCAAGAAACGGAGCCACUAUACCCGGUUCGGUAGAUGAACACGAAAAGGCUUGUUCUCCGUGGAACUUGGGUGAAUCUGGGUCAAAUUAUCAAAUAGUGCCGAAAAUUGGGGACUUGACUUCUGUGCCAGAUUGACGAAUUCUCACAGAAUAUCGAACGGCUCCCUCACUGAUUGGUCCAGGGCCCACACCGCUGUAGGCAGAAUCAGAGUUUUCGGUCCAUAUCCGGAAUGUUUUUUAGGGCUAAAGAAUCUAAGAGGGAGGAAAGGGAGGAAGAAGAUGGCCAUCUUGUGCUGAAGAAGAGGAGGAUGUAAAUUGAAAAGGGUCUCCUUAUAGAAACUUGACACUCCAACGCGGUGCCUGGCCCUAACACAGGCGCGGAUCGAUCUGGGGACGGAGGUAACUCAGGACAGACAAUGCUCCGGGCGAUAUAUCUGAAGCACUGGUCGGAUGUGACCG